Bradysia coprophila is the source of this 1750-nucleotide messenger RNA. RefSeq lists its product as uncharacterized. The record is from RefSeq and is a predicted model, not a curated record. Gene Ontology annotation, molecular function: zinc ion binding. Gene Ontology annotation, cellular component: nucleus. Lineage: Eukaryota; Metazoa; Arthropoda; Insecta; Diptera; Sciaridae.
GUCAUCGAAUGACAUUUCAUUGUGUUGCACAGUGUUUUGGUAUGUUUUUGGUUGCAAAUUGUUGAGUCAAAAUAAUUUCCAAGUUGAACAAAUACCGCAACUCCUUUUCUGCACAUCGUAUGGUCGUUGUUGGCACGAAUUGAGUUUGAUCAUGAGACAGUGAAGUCAAUCGUUGGAUUCGAAAAUAAACAAUUUUAUCAACACGUUCAGCCCGUUCGUACAACCAUGUCUCAAAUGUCCAUACAAAACACAAUCAAAGCCGAAUGCAUUCUGCCCCAAAUGCUAUGUCGAAUAUGUGCAACCGAGCAGACUGAUGACGAUUGCAUGAACAAUCUGUUGACAUCGAUCCACGAGGGACAGUAUUUCGUCGACAUUCUAGAGGAAUGUCUACAGCGGCCCGUUGCCCGAGACAAUGGUUUUCCGCUGAGCAUCUGUCUCGACUGUACAUCGAGUUUGAUUAACGUCCACAACUUUCGCUUAACGUACAAUGGCAGCGAAAGGAAAUUCAAGGAAAUGCUGGACCUUCACCUGGUCGCGGACGGACUGGAGCAAAAGGUUGAGGUGACCGAAUCGGAAAGUGACAUUAAGCCGAGUUAUUUCAUCGACUGUGCAGCUGUUGAUGAUGUGGUGCGUGAUGACUGUGAUGAAACCGAUGACCGAGAGAGAAAACACAUCAAGAAGGAUGUGAAACCGCAAGUGGCACCGGAACGGAGCAGACGGAGACGUUACGAGUGUUACCAAUGUAAGCUGCCGUUUCGACGGGUCGCUCGUCUGCGAAUACAUCUGACCAAUUAUCACGCACCCGACAAGCUCUGGACGUGUUCCGAUUGCCAGAAGCAAUUUUCCAGCCGCAAAAAUCUGAUGAAACACUUCUACAAGCACACCAGCACGAACUGCGACCGUUGUCCGGCUACGUUCACAGCGUUACGUGAUUUGCAACACCAUUACCAACGGUCGCACAAAGACGAACUGACACAUCAUCAGUGCGAUCAAUGUCCACGGAAAUUCGUGCUGAGCGCUCAGCUACGUAUUCACAUGCACAACCAUCUCAACCGGAAGAAGACCACACACACGUGCAACACUUGCAGCGAAACAUUUACGACCGAGGUUCAGUUGAAGGGACACAUACGGGCGCUGCAUACGACCUACCUGUGCUCGGAAUGCGGCAAAACGUUCAAAAAUAAUUCACUGUUGGCCAGUCACCAGAAGAUCCACAGCUCGGACAAACCGUUCGGGUGCGCGCUGUGUCCGAGUCGAUUCAAAUGGAAAGUGGCGUUGACCUAUCACAUGACAAUUCACAAGCAGGAACGGAAACACGUUUGCGAAACCUGUGGAACGUCUUUUUCCACCAGAUCGGCAAUGAAGGGACACAUGAAAAUCCAUACCGGCGAACGUCCGUACGAAUGUGACAAAUGUUCGAAGCGAUUUUACCGGCGCUCACAUCUCAAACGACACCAUCUGAGCCAUACCGGCGAGAAACCAUUCAUCUGCAAAUACUGCGACAGAGGAUUCCGCCAGUGUGCCCAACUGAACAAGCAUCUACGAUUGCAUGUUGGCGAAAAUACGUACCAGUGUCAGCUGUGUCCGAUAAAGUUUCGAUUGAAGGCCGAAAUGAAGAAGCACGAAUACGAGCACUACGAAAGUAAGGACUUUGUGGCUGCGGCUGUGAACGCAAUCGAACAAACGGAUGGUUCGUGAGCAGUUGAAGCUAAUUGUUGGUCAAUGUGUUUUGAGUAUAUUUGUGAUUGUU